This is a messenger RNA of Candidula unifasciata, 1137 nucleotides long. The record is from the annotation of a GenBank genome assembly. Lineage: Eukaryota; Metazoa; Mollusca; Gastropoda; Stylommatophora; Geomitridae.
AUGUCAUCGCAGAGUUUUAUUGAUGUCCAAAUUAACGGACAAGAGUUUGCCAACUAUACCAUAAAUUUUUCUGAUGUUUUUAACAGAAGCACUUAUUACAAUAUUAACGGCUUGAGCUCCAGAGAUCUUCCUUCAGCUUUGGCACUUCACAUAGGAGCUAUCGUAAUGCUGAUAGCUCUACUGUGGGGCCUUUUUGGUAACAUCCUCACCUCCUUCGUGAUCCUGACCAAUAGAGACUUGAAGAGCACAACCAAUGUUUUCAUAGUCAGCCUUUGUAUAAAUGAUAUACUCAACCUCAGCAUCAACAACAUGAUCGUUUUGGUAUCAUACUUUAUGAUGAAGUGGACGAUGGGGCUGGCCAUUUGUGAAAUGGUCAUGCAUUUUACAGUACUUCUUAUGGGUUCUUCCUUGUGGCACACCGCCCUCAUUUCUAUACAUCGCCUUAUUGUCGUCUGCUUCAACAGCUUUUACAAGAAAAUUUCAAAGAAAGCCUACACAAUUUUCGUUUUGUCGUUCGCUAGAAUCGUCCCUCUGUUGUUUAUGAUCAAUCCACAUCUAGGGAAGAUGUCACAGUUUCAGCCAAAGUUGAUUCGCUGUUUAGCUAGAAAGGAGUUUGGUUUAUACACAAUGCUGGUUAGUGUUACAUUGCAAAUGCUGCCAUCCAUUAUACUUAUUGCAUGUUACAUCGCAAUCUUCGUUAAAGUAUUUCGCUCAUCCAGCGCCAUCAGAGCCACACGUAAGCGGGAAUGGCUGCGAAGAGAAAUCCAGGUUACAAAAAUGUUUGGCAUGGUCUUUCUAUUGAUAAUUCUAGGAUACCUGCCGUAUGGCAUCGUUCGUUUCAUUGACCGCAAGCUGGAGCUUAGCGCAGAUUUUUACGUGGGUAUAUCAGUUGUCUACGCCGUUGCCAACAGCUGCAAUCCUAUAAUUUAUGGUGUUAUGGACAGAAAGAUACGCCGUUACUGCUUCAGAACUUUGGGUCUAGAGGAAUCUUGCAUGAAAACUGACACACUCAUGAAAAAGAAAAUGAGCAUGAGAACUAAUGGCGAAUCAGAAAUGGCCACAGAAACGGUCGCCAUCACUACGCCAGGAAAAACUGUGGCACAAGCACCAUCGACGCCACCGCCUUGUCAAGUCUGA